UUCCACGAAACGAAAUGGAAAUUUGUGCGGGGCAGCUGAAUCAAUUUCUCGUCCGUGUUUUUUGUUAAAUGUCCUGGAUCACAAGUAAGUAUUGAGCACGAUGAAAUACGCUACGUCGCCGACGCCCUCGCGGAGCAACAGUCUGCUCGGGGGAAAUUCGAGAGCAAACUCACCGCUGCCAGCACCCUCCUACUAUCGCGGAGAUUGUAUGAGCGCCACGAUGAAAAGCUACAAAUAUCUGCGUCGCUUCGUAAAGUUCGAUCAAAUGGACUUUGAGUAUGCCAUGUGGCAAAUGGUUUACCUUUUCAUAGCGCCCAAAAAGGUCUACCGGAACUUCAACUACCGCAAACAAACCAAAUCACAGUUCGCACGCGAUGAUCCAGCCUUUUUGGUCCUGCUUGUGGCAUGUUUAUGCGUCACAUCGAUAGGGAUGGCGUGGGUGUUAAGCUUAGGAUUUGCACAGACCAUUCUGUUCACGCUGUAUGUCGUGUUCGUGGAUUGCAUCUUCUGCGGCAUGGUAGUGGCCACCUUCCUAUGGUUCUUGGCCAAUCGAUAUCUGCGAGAUCGAAACAGUGACUUCGACAUGGAGUGGGGCUACGCGUUCGAUGUGCAUUUGAACGCGUUCUUUCCGCCGCUGAUACUGCUGCACUUUAUUCAGCUAUUUUUCUACCAUCCGCUCAUCAGCAAAGAGUGGUUUCUCUCGACCUUCAUCGGCAACAGCGUCUGGCUGUUGGCCCUGGGCUACUACAUCUACAUCACGUUCCUUGGCAUAGACGUGGUGCCCAGUUUAAAAAAUACCCGAAUAAUCCUCGUGACGUUGCCCCUGCUGGUCCUGUUCUACAUCGUGACCCUCAUCAUUGGGUGGAAUCUGAGUGUCUCCUUGAUGUACUACUAUCACUACCGAGUUCUUUAAGGACAACUCAUGGGGCUGUUGAGAAAUAAAAACGAAAACGAUUCGAAAAAGGAUAAAAA
Messenger RNA from Anopheles aquasalis, 972 nucleotides. It is a transcript of the gene Unc50, whose product is annotated as Unc50 RNA binding protein. NCBI's taxonomy places the organism in Eukaryota, Metazoa, Arthropoda, Insecta, Diptera, Culicidae. The record is from RefSeq and is a predicted model, not a curated record. Gene Ontology annotation, cellular component: Golgi membrane.